Messenger RNA from Culex quinquefasciatus (southern house mosquito), 6212 nucleotides. RefSeq names its product nucleolar protein dao-5. NCBI's taxonomy places the organism in Eukaryota, Metazoa, Arthropoda, Insecta, Diptera, Culicidae. Gene Ontology annotation, molecular function: histone binding. The transcript has 5 exons. Gene Ontology annotation, cellular component: nucleus. The record is from RefSeq and is a predicted model, not a curated record. Gene Ontology annotation, biological process: DNA damage checkpoint signaling; positive regulation of transcription by RNA polymerase II. Bases 449 to 4483 code for a protein of 1344 amino acids.
GCCUGGCAACACUGGCUCGCGUGCAUAGAAAAAAGUAGCAGCGACUCGAUUCGGGAUCGGCGCAACGGAGAUUUGCUCGGGCAGUUUUUCGCGUAAAUUCACUCCGAAACCGGUUGGAACCUACGCCAGUGAGUGCGGUGCGUGCGGGAACAGUGAAAUCGACCACCGGAACCGGAACACGACCGGUGAAAAAGCACUUCCAGACGCAACUUGCCACUCGCGGCUGCUGGACAUUUUCUUCUUUGCCUUUUUUUUUGCUUGCUUGCUUGCUGUCCAGUGAGUGUGAGUUUGUGUGUGCGUUGUGGGGGUUAGAGAGAGACAGAGCAAGCGGGACGCAGCAGGCCGCGCCGGGAGUGAACGGAACAACAACAACCCUUGACUAGCGGCACAUUAGUUUUGGAAGAAGCGACGACGAUCAUCCGGAGGAGCGUUUUUCGGUGGAGGUAAAAUGGAUGCAGAAUCGACCGUGGCGGAGAAGAUCGCUCCGCCGAACAAUGGUUCCGGUGAGGCGACGGAUCCGGCAGUGCUAAAGGAGAAGGCCGCCGAAGAACUCAAGUCAGCGGCAUCGCUCAAGGGCGGAGGUGGCGAGGAGACCACAGCAACUCCGGAAGCUGUCCCAAUUGAGAAGGACGACCUGCUGGAGCGUCUGGAGAAGAUCGACACCUCGUCACCCGUGACCAUGACCACCAGCACCGCCACCACCAAGGAAACCGGUGACGGCGCCUCGGCGGCCACAAACGACGUUGACAUGGAAAACGACGAUCUGAUCCAGCGGCUGGAGGCCAUCGAAAAGGGGGAAGCGGAAGAUUCGGCGACAACGACUUCUGCUUCCAAGAAAGAGGAGGACAAGAAGGAAGACGAUCUUUCUCCGGUGGAGGCAAACCACCAGAACGGGUUGGACAAACCUGACGAGGACGAACUGCUCGAGGAAAAGAUGGAAGUUGACGGCGCAGUAGCAGCGGAGGACAAGAAGGAAGAAUCUAGCGUGUCGGAAAAGACGACGAACGGCUCGUCAUCGGCAGAUCAUGACACGCAAGCGGCAAGUUCGGCCAAACGGCGCCACUCCGAGGACGAAGAGCUUGAGCCGUCGAGCAAGAAGGUUCACGUCGAAGAGGAUGCCAAGAAGCCGGAAACGGUGCCCGCCGAAGAGAAGAAAGAAGAACCUGUUGUAGAUGAGGUGAAGCCGGAUUCUGUACCGGAGGAAAAAUCCGAACCUGAACCGGUCGUAGAGGAAAAGCCUAAGCAAGAAGAUAAGCCAGCUGUCGAAGAAAGCGUCAAAGCCGAAGAAGAACCGCCAAAGGAGCCGGAAACCGUGGUUGAACCGCCUAAAGAGGAAGAGAAAGUGCCGGAAAAGGAGGACGUCGUUGACAGUGCUGAAGAGUCCGUUGCCGAAUCGAAGAAGGAGGAAAAGACCGCGACCGAAGAGAAGCCUUUAGAAGAGUCAGCACCUCCGCCAGAACCUGAUCCUGUUGAAGAGCCAGAUUCCAAAGUGGAAGAAGUGCCAGCUGUCGAAACUCCAGCCGUCGAAACUGCUCCUAAAGAGGAGAAAGAAGAGAAGCCUCAGGAAGUGGCUUCUGUUCCGGAGAAGAAGGAUGAGCCGGUGCUGGAGCCCGCUGUUGAGGAGACAAAGCCGGAAGAGCCCAAGGAAGACACAAAGCCGGUUGAAGAGGAAGCGAAAGCUGACGAGGUAGUCGCUGAAUCAGCGGAGAAGGAAGAAGUCGCCGUAGAAUCAAAGGACAAGUCGGAUGAAAAGCCAGAAGAGGUCUCCGUCGAAUCUACGGAAAAGUCGGAUGAAAAAAUGGAAGAGGUUCGGGAAUCUGUCGAGGAAGCCAAACAGGAGCCAGCUGCUUCAACGGAAAAGAUCGAACCAGUUGACGUCGAAACUGAGAAAGAGACCAAACCCGAGCCGGUUCCGGCUGAAGACAAAGUCGAAGCCCUUCCCGACACGGAACCAAAAUCGGAAUCGGAAUCCCAGCCAGAGGAACAACCCACAAGUUCGUCACCUGCCGAAGCGAAGGAGACAACCGACGACGCCGCCAUCAGUUCCUCAUCGGAACCGAAAGAAACGGCUGAAGCCAGCCCGGCAGAGGCUGAAACCGUUACGAGUUCGGACGAGAAACCUGCUUCCGAGCCGGAAAAGGUUGUCGAUUCCACACCAGAGGCAGCCUCCCCAGCUCCAACUCCGGCCGAACCGCAGGCCGACGAAGCGAUGGAAGUUGACGCCGUCGAGCCAGUUGUGGAGGCGUCCACGGCCGCCGAAGUUUCCGAAGCUCCCUGUGCCAAGAAGGAGGCCUAUCAGUGCACCGAAAAGGAGGAAGAAAAAAAGGAGGACACCACCCCGAAAGAAGAGGUUGCGGUAGCUGAACCAGAGAAGGUCACCCCCACGGAAGAGGAUGAGCAAAUGGAGGUAGACUCCGCGGCCGUUGCGCCUUCCCAGAGCAAAUCCGACGGAGAUGUUACGGAAGGCAUGAACACUAGCAGCGAGGAGCUGAUUAAAACUCUUGCCAAGGAGGGAGACGCAGCGGAGAAGGAGGAAAGUGUCGUCGAUAGCGCGAGCGAAACGAACAACACAACCACGACGGUGUCGGCCCUGGACAAAAAUGUGGACGCCGAGGAGGUGCCGCCGGCGCCGGCCGCCGAUGAGUCCAAGGUGCUGGACGACAGCAUCGAGUGCUCGCUGCCCACGUCCAGCUCGGACAAGAUGGCCGAUCGGUUGAAGCAGCGGUUGGAUUUGAUCUCGAACGGAAGCAGCACACCGAACGCGGCCGUCAGCUCGAGCAACGUGUACAACUCGACCCCGAUCCAGAAGCAGUUCGAAAUCAGCUCGGAGAACGUGAGCAAGAUUACGCGACCCUCGGUAGACAACAGCCACCAGGAGGAGGAAGAGGAGCACAGCGCCAUCGUGGCGGACAAUUCGACGACCGUGGACGAAAAGGAAGCGGUGGCGUCUACCUCGGCGCCAGUUGCAGCGAAGGAGCCUGAACCCAAGAAGGAAGCUCCCGAAACGAGCAAGGAAUCGGCAGCCUCGUCGGUGAAGGAAGAAAGCAGUCUGAAGUCGUCGGAAUCGUCGGAGGUCGAUUCGUGUACAGCUUCCUCGGCGCUAAACACCGCAGAGGAAACCAACCUGUACGCCAGCAACGCCCGCAAAUUCAACGGAAUCUCCUCCACGUCAGGAUCCGAGCUGGACGACAAAUCUGCCGUGCAGACGCCGGCAAAUGUGACGACCACUGCAGCCUCAACCACAACGACAACCGCCGCCACAAACAAGCUUGACCUCACACAGGCCCUGACUUCCGAGGAUGCGCUGUACGAGGUCAGCGUAUGGUUCGACGGAGUGGAGUUGCAGUUCUUGUCGGUGGAGAAGGUGAUGGAAAACAAGCUGGCAACGCCCGGUUUGGCCGGUUCCACCCAAGAUCUGACCGGCAUUGACUCGUCAAAGCAGUCCUCCAACGGUAGCGUGGGAAGUCUUGGCCCGUUCCAGCUGCCAUCGGCGAGACCGGCCGCCGAUUCACACUCAAGCGCAACGGACAGUUCGGGGACAAUCUCCAGCCAGUCGAAGGCACCACUUUCCAAGGUUAAGCACACCGUCCGGGGGGCCAAGGCGCUGGCAUCGUUGAUGAUCGAAGAGUUCACCAAGAUCAAGCGGGCACUCAGCAAGGAUGACGAGCUAUCGGACGCCGAACUGGACCAAAGCAGUUCCAACGCGAAGACGCCCAAAACCACCGCCAAAAAGGGUGGUCGAGGACAGAAGCGAACCCGCACCGAGUCCGAAGCCGAAGAAGACUCCAAGUCGAAGCAAGCCUCCUCGAAGAGCGCCAAGAAGCAGAAACCGGACACACCCGUACCUGCCGAGCCGGAACCGCCAGUGAACCAGGACGAUUGGUUGUGCUGUAUGGCGCGGUGGUCCGACCGAAAGUACUACGCCGGCAAGGUCACAGGUUACAAGGGAGACAACAAGUACAUGGUGCUGUUCGAGGACGGCGCCUCGAAGGCCCUCUCCAAGGACGUCAUCGUGAUCGGCGACAAGGACACGCUCCCGAUCGUCGGCCACGCCGUACACGCGCUCACCGGGGGCGACACCUACGAGGCCGGUUUCGUCGACGAGGUCAAGCGGAACGAAACCACCAACGAAGUGUCGUACGUGGUCCGGAUCGGCGAGGGCACCGUCGAGGUGACCGCCUCCGACCUGUAUCUGAACGAGGAGCAGGCCAAGUACAUCAACCGGGCAUGCAAGGCCGCCGAAGGGGGCGCGGACGAUCCGAUGCAGUCGCCGUCGGCCAGCGGCAAGCGGGGCAGCGCGACAAACACGCCGAUCCUGCAGACGCCAGACGAAGCGUCCGCCGCGGGUGGUGGCGAAAAGGGUUCGCGGUCGACGCGGAGCAAACGCGGCGGGGACAAGCCACAGACGCCGGUCACGCCCGAGGCUGGUUACUCGGGUGGCGUGGGCAAGGGCAAGGGACGGCGCGGUCGAAGGCUGUCGUAAAUCCGCGACGCGCAUUCUUCGUGCGACGACGACGUCGAGAGCUCACGCCUUUUUGUGUGCGCGCGCUCGAUGAGAAAAAAAAAAACAAAACUCUUAAGUAAUAUAACAUCAAAAAACAGCUAAAAAAACAACACAGCAAAAUCAGAAAAGAAAAACCGUUUAUAGUCAAUAGGAACAAAAAGUAAACUUUUUAGCUAUACAUAUUGUACUCUCUCCACCUUCCCCCUCCACCCCUCCUUCCCCUACAAUCGCAUAAUAUCAGACGACACGAGAAUGGAGACGCGACGGCGGCAGCGGGGCAAGCCAUUCUAUGUUAUUUAGCUAUAACAGCGUAAAGGAAAAGCGAGAGAGAGAGAGAAGGAUAAGAACAAUGACAGCCACAUUUCGCCAGCAAAGUCACCAAUCGUAUAUAAAUUGAAAGUAUUAUUGAAUCGAAAGUGAAACAAACAAAAAAAAACAACAGAAAAGUGUGAGCAAGUGUAUUGAGAAUAUCAGCAAAAAAUUACGCGUUUAGACUUUGUGAGUGGUGUUGUGUAUAGACAAAAAAAAACAAGAAGAAAAAAACACGUUUCCAUGUUUUAGCAAAAGAAACUUACAAGAAAUUAUAAAAGGAGACAAAAACAAAAUUAAAAGAGAUAUUUGCUUUUCGGUGUUGGCAUUUAGAGAAGGAGUCUUCUUUGCACUUUUAACAACACCUUUCCCAACUGAAGGCAAACAAUAUAUAAAAAUAUGCAAACUCAAGAAUUUGGUCGAAAUUUUUGGCAUUCCUACAACAAACUAGGGUAGGGUGGCAGUCGUCCGCUGACUUACAGAUAUAAGUUAUUGCUAGGGUUUAUUUUUUUCUUUCCUUUCUUUACAAAACAUAGAAUUAGCGUUAGAUUCGUUCGCUUUGGCGUUCUGUGACAGACUAUUUUAACAAACUGUGUAUCAUGCUAGAGGCAAAGGCAGAUUAGAUUUUAGAAAUCUACAAACUAUCCUCGUGGAAAUAGAAAGGUUCAUAAUACUAAACAAUGCAAAUUUGUGUUCUAUUCUAUCAACAUCAAAAAAACAACAAGUAGAUUUGUGGUCUGAUUUGAAUCGUUUCUUCCAUCUAAAUUACACAAAAUAAAACAAAAACACACACACACACUCCAAGAUGAGAAAUGCCACCGAAGGAAGAAGGUCUCUCCUCUUCACUCUACAUCCCACACUCAUCAAUUCUUCCUGUUUUGUGACAAACAAAAAAAAACAAACAGCAGCUGAAUGAAAAUAACUAAUCUCUCCAGCAUAAAAACGCAAUUGAAUAGUGUAAUAGCAUUUAAGAGGAUAAUCGUAAAUCAAUUAGAUCACACACUCACACACGCUACUAGUGUUGGUGUCAACAACAACAACAACUAAACACACACACAGACAUAUUAUGCAGCAACUGAAAGGGAAGCAACCGUUUGUAAUUUAGAGAAACAGAAUCAAUGGAAAAAAAAACCGGACAGAAACAUAAACAUCCGUAGAAUAUUUACUAAAUGUUCCACAAGCGUAGAAGAAUGAAAUUCCUACACCACGAAAUUGGCUGGCACACACAAAAAUAACAAAAACCUGUUCGUCGUGAAAUUAUGAAGGAAGAUGAAGGAAAUCUCACUCUGCUAAUAUCGGUAUUAUAUAUAAAGAAAGAAGAAGAGGGAAAAAAAACACACAUGGAAAGGAAGGCAUUAUUCAAGUAAGCAAAGGAAAACACAUUCAACAGAAACAAAAA